Syngnathus typhle (broad-nosed pipefish) is the source of this 3289-nucleotide messenger RNA. RefSeq names its product post-glycosylphosphatidylinositol attachment to proteins 6 (gene pgap6). The transcript is spliced from 12 exons. NCBI's taxonomy places the organism in Eukaryota, Metazoa, Chordata, Actinopteri, Syngnathiformes, Syngnathidae. Bases 17 to 2437 code for a protein of 806 amino acids. Gene Ontology annotation, cellular component: plasma membrane. The record is from RefSeq and is a predicted model, not a curated record.
AGUUUUUCCACGCCGUAUGACGUCACGUAUUGACAUUCUGAACCAGGAAGUGGAGCGCAGGAAAGAGCGUUUACCAAUCGACGAUGUAAUGUAUCAGACGGGAAAUAUGGCAUUUUAUUUUGUCCUCUUCUUCGUCCUUACAAAGGCGGCAUUUGGAAAUGAUGAGGUGACAUUCGUAUCAGAGCUUUCGUCCAAACCAGCUCAGAGGUUGUCCAUGUAUGGCUCGUAUGGUAGCGUAAGGUUGCAAAGGUUUCACAUACCAGAGGACACCGCCAUAGCCUGCUGGUUCCUAACAGUAACCAAGGGCCACGGCUUUCACUGCAGAGAGAAGAAUGUCACCAUCUAUAUUCGGCAGGGUGCACCUCCAGUAAUAAACCCUAUUGGCACUGAGUUUCCAGACGUGACACUGUGGAACGCCUCUCGCUCCUUCAUUGUCCCAGUGACUUCGCUUAGCUCAGCAAGCUUUAACCUCUCUGAUCCUACACCCGGGGACUGGUUUAUUGUCAGCCACUUGCCUGAAGAUGAUGGGCGCAUUGAACAGAAGGGCUUGCCAUCGUGUUCCUACUUUUUAGAGCCUCAGCUCUCCAUCAGGAGGGCAGUUGACACACCCAUUAUACAGACGGGAAGUAAACUCAGACAGACGGCCGCCCGUGAUAAACCCACACGCCUAAAGUUGUAUGUCCCACAGUUUUCUUCAUCUGUUUCCAUGAUUGUGGACAAUUGUUCCUCAGCAGAGGAAACUGUAAAUUGCACUCUGGCCCUCAGCAUCGGCUCAAACUCUCUACUAUAUGAUGCAGCAAGAGUGAAAUGCGCUGGGCGUAGGUGUUCUGUGUUUCUCAAUAACCCACCUUGGGACACCUGGUUACGUGUUGUCGUGGAGAGUAUUCAAGACAACCAAACAGUGACUUUCGACAUUCAAUCAAGCUACCCAGUGGAGUGCAAGCCAGAAAGCGUAGGUCUUGCAGCCGGUCUUCCAGGUCUCGAUAUCAACAGCAACUCCUCAUCGGCGAGCAACAGCUCCGUGGCUUUAGAGAGUGUUCUCUUCAGCAGUCAGAUGGGAUCGCUCCUUCUGUUGCCUUCUGCGUGUGUAUGGAACAUUCCGGUGCUCUAUGAAGAGACGGAUAUUUUCUCACUCCGAUUCUCUCCGGUGGUUGGACCCAACGUCAGCGUCAGAGCGACACAGCCCACACUGCUUACAUACCCUCUGCCUGCGCAUGCCACCGGCGGGACACUCAACCUGCAGCUCACACUCAACACUAUGAAUGUAACACUGGAGAACGGCAGCACCGUGGUGGCCUGCUUCACUCCCGAAUCACCAGUCCUUCAACUCAACAACUCGCUACGAUGCCGCACAGGUACCACCCACGUUCUAGCAUUCUUGCCAUUUUGUUUUAUUUACAAUAAUACUCUAAUUUGUGUUUCUGAAGGAUACGGAAUGAAUGUGAGCACCGGUUUUCCCAAAUCUGUCAUCCGGCUCCCUUUUCCUCUGUUAGCAACAUGGUACCUCACGAUUCAACUCAUGUGUGACAGUGACUGUGGCAAUGUGUCUGUUGUGUCCGUGAACCCGGAGGUUUUUGUCACUGGCUGCGUGGAGGACUGUGGCACGUUUGGGGAAUGUCGACUCUUCAGGUCUUCCAACUACUUGUAUGCGGCCUGUGUGUGUAAGACUGGUUGGAGGGGUUGGGGCUGCACCGACGACUCAGAAGCUCUGUCGUUGACCCGCCAAGUGGCAGCCACUCUGCUGCUCACGCUCAGUAACCUCAGCUUCCUGCCAGCAAUCGUGUUUGCCGUCAAACGCUUCUACAUCACGGAGGCAUCUGUUUACCUCUUCACUAUGUUCUUCUCUACGUUCUACCAUGCCUGUGACCAGCCCGGUAUAGCCGCGUUGUGCAUAAUGAGCUACAACACCCUCCAGUACUGUGACUUCCUGGGCUCUGUUUGUUCCAUAUGGGUCACAUUUUUGUGCAUGGCUCGUUUCAGGAAUACAGUCAAAUAUACUCUGUUUCUUUUUGGGACUCUGCUGAUCGCCAUGUCACUGCAGCUGGACCGCAGAGGUCUGUGGAACCUGCUGGGUCCCAUCCUCACCGCCAUUCUCAUCACGGCGGCUGUUUGGGUGCACCGAGGAGUGAAGCGUGGCCAGUGUUACCCUCCGUCCUGGCAGAGAUGGGUCUUCUACUUUCUGCCCGGACUACUCUGUGCUGUCAUCGGGAUAAGUUUGUACGUUUUUGCAGAGACGGAGGACAACUACUUCUACACACAUUCCAUUUGGCACAUCCUGGUGGCCUCCUGCGUUGUUUUCUUUCUACCUCCACGUGAAAGAACCGCCGUCAACUGGACCAUGGGAUGGUCCUCAGAUUGGAAUUGGACGUGUAGCUGGACUCCUCGCAUUUGCGGUUACACAUUGUGUAGCAAAGAUGAGUGCCACACUGUCACAUGACACCGACACACUGAUUCUGUCAAACUGCUGCAACACUCAUACAAGACGCACUUUGAGAAUGUAGCGUCUGCUUCUGUAAUUCCUUUCUUCCUCCCACCAGCAUCAACUUUACCUGCUGCUUUUUUUGUAAUCACAUUCAAACACAGUCUUUAUAAAAGUUCAAAAAGAGCAAUUUUGCAGACCUCCCAAAAAGGACAUACGUGUUUCAGUACCUCCUGAUCCAUGGAACGAAAAGAAGUAUUCAGGUAGCCUGACCAGUUUUAUACCAAUUGUUUGUGUAGCUCUUAUUUGGUAGUUGAUACACUGUAAGCUCCAAAUAUUUAUCAAUUCUGUUAUUUUAAAAAUGUCAAUUCCUGCUCAGUGAUAGUGUGUGCAAAUGUGCGUACAUGUUGUCUUCCUUUAAGGAGUCGGAUGGAUCAGGCUCCGCGCAACCCUGAACAUGAUAAGUAGUAUAGAAAAUGACCGAUGAUGUUGACCUGGUUUAUUAUUUUUCAAUUCCUUCCAUGAUGGCCUAUGGUUCACACCAGUUGAAUGACUCCUUGUCAGGUGUGUUUAUGCUGUACUCAUUAUGAAGCACUUUUAAAUUAUGUUAGUUCCGUAGCCCUUAUGCUCUAGUGAGACCUUGAAUGUAAACGUAUAUAUGUGCCUCCCUGUUUUUAUUUCUUACCUCUGUCAUUCCAGAUUUUGUUUCAUGCACUUUAUAUCUUUGGGUAUUCACCACACUCAAUGUUCAAAUCCACCCUGCCUUUCGCUGUACAUCUUUAUGGGAAUGGCCUGAAGAGAUCUGUGAACCUCUACCUCCCAGUUAUUUGACUUACACACACAGCAAAAAUAAAUCUGUCGUCAACAGCA